Closterium sp. Naga37s-1 is the source of this 2106-nucleotide messenger RNA. The record is from the annotation of a GenBank genome assembly. NCBI's taxonomy places the organism in Eukaryota, Viridiplantae, Streptophyta, Zygnematophyceae, Desmidiales, Closteriaceae.
AUGGAGGAAGUAAUGGAGUGGAUGUCAGCCAAUGGCGUGGCGCCAGAUGUCGUCACUUUAAACACUCUCCUGGCUGGCUUAGAAACGCAAGGCAAGGACGAAGCAGCGUGGAACCUUCUAACAAAGUUCGGCAUCCAGUACUCGUUUCACAAGCCACGGCGGACCACAGACGCUCAAAGCAAGCCGCUGGAGAGCAAGGCUUCAGAGAGCAAGAAGCACGAUCUGAAUUCGCAGAGCAAAUCGCACGAGCCGACUCCCAAUACCACGAUACAAGACGCCCCAACGGUCCCGCAGCACCUAGUGGCCGUGUCCGCCGCGCCCACCAAGGCCGCGGAGUUUGUGGAGGGAUGGUCUGUGCGGCCGGACCUGUUCACUGUGCGCACCGUGCUGCCUGUGUGCCGCAGAGGGCGGGUGGUGGAACGAGCGCUGGCGCUGUACUCUCUGGCUCUGGAAUCAGCGGGCUCUGCUAGUGGCAGCGGUAGCAGUAGCAGCAGCGGCAGCAGCAGGAACGAGGGGAGCAGCGGAAUUGUAGCCAGAGGAGGUGAGCGGAGUGGGAGCACCCGGCAGCAGCAGCAGCAUGGGGAGGUGGCAGCGGCGCUGAGGUUUGCUUGCAACGAGGAGAUGAAGCAGAUAAUCGCCACGCUGGAGCGACAGGUGGACGGAAACCGUCAAGCAGACGGAAACUGGCAGGCAGACGUUCACGUGCAGUCAGGGAAGGCCGAACAGAUAAGGAGCAGUAAGGCAGCUGCAUUGGCGCAGGAUAUAGCACAGGGAGACGCACGUAGGGAUGGUACUGCAACGAACGGGAUAGCCGCAGGCACAGUUGCAGGGGCAGCGUCAGGUGUGGGGGAGAGAGAGGGAGGGGAAGGGCGAAGUGAGGUAGCUGCUACUGGUGCUGCGGCGACAGCGAUAGGAGCAGCAGCGGUUGGGGCUAAAGCAGCAGCAGCUGUGACCUCCAGAGGCGAGUUUGCUGCAGGGAUGGAUGAGAGGGAAGAAGAGGAGGAACAGGAGGAGCAGGAGGAGCAGGAGGGGGAGGAGGCAGAGGAGGAGGAGGAGCAGGAGCGGGAGCAAGGGCAAAGAGCAGGGAGUAGGGGGGCAGGAGAGAGCAUGAUGAGGCAUGGCACAGCAGGUGCGUCCAGGGUGCUGUGGCUGUUGGAUCAAAUGGAAAGGGUGGGGAUAAAAGCGGAUGCGGAGACGUACCGCUUGGCCCUGCACGCUUGCUGUCUUGACGACCUCGUGGGUCAUGCCAAGCCCGUGGGCAUGGGCAGUUCUAAGGGCACAGGCAUGGGUCACCGUAAGCAUGGGCAUGGGCACAGGCAAGGAACUUGCAGGCAGAGGGAGAUUCGCACUCUCUUUGCUGCCAUGCGCAGCCACGGGUUUGUCCCUGGCCUGGACACGUGUCACCAGGUGAUUGGCGCGCUUGGCAGGGCGAAAAAGUGGUGGGCAGCACUGGAAGUUUUCGAGUCGAUGAAGGCACAGGGGCCUGCUCCAACCCCCGCCACGGAGAGGCUUAUUCGCGGGCACUUUAACAUUUUGCUGACGGCUGCCCGGAAGCGCGGGCUAUGGAAGUGGUCUGUCUCCCUGCUUUCCAAGAUGGAGUCUGCAGGUCUCCCACCAGACGCCUAUGCAUGGCGCACGGCGCUCGUAACAUGCGCCAAGGCAAACGAAACCGCUUCCGCUAUCAAGGUUUUUGAGGAUAUGGUGGAGACCGGGGUCCGGGCGGAUGCAGUGGCGUACGGCGCUUUGCUAAGUGCGCUGGAGAAAGGGGAUUUGUUGGAGCCAGCAGAGGCGGUGUGGGGGCAUAUGAGGAAGAUGGGUGUGGAGCCGAACAGGCAGGCGUACACUACUAUGAUUAUGGAGGUUUCAUCUGCCACUCCACCAAAUGCCACCACCUACCAGCAAGCUGCCAUUGCCCUUGCUGAUGCCAGUCACUGGGAGGCCGCCCUGUCCCUCAUCCCACGAGCGCGCUCUCGGGGGAUUGAACCCACGCCGUUGAUGUUUGAGGUGGUGCAGCGAUCCUGUGCCGCCAAUGGGGCAGACUUUGCAUCACAGUUGGCAGUUGUUUCAACCACUCGUGCGGAUUUGGUUGGUGGUGCGAAGAGUUGA